Molecule: messenger RNA, 1506 nt
Organism: Saccostrea cuccullata (small rock oyster)
Lineage: Eukaryota; Metazoa; Mollusca; Bivalvia; Ostreida; Ostreidae
Product: adenosine deaminase-like
Exons: 9
Coding region: 92-1171 (359 amino acids)
Biological process (GO): negative regulation of adenosine receptor signaling pathway; inosine biosynthetic process; purine ribonucleoside monophosphate biosynthetic process
Cellular component (GO): external side of plasma membrane; cytosol
Molecular function (GO): adenosine deaminase activity
Source: RefSeq, a predicted model, not a curated record
UACGUUGAUGUUGAUGGGUUUCCAUUUUUUAACUCAAUGCCCCACUGACCUACUGUAAUUUAGAUAGGAGCUGUAAGCCGAUUGUGAAACAAUGUCUUCUGUAAAGUUUCCAUACAAGAUUGAACUGCACGUGCAUUUAGAUGGAGCAAUUCGUACAGAAACAAUUUUAGAGAUAGCAAAGCGACGAAAAAUAAAAUUGAAAUGGGAGACACUUGAGGAAUUAAAGUCUCAUUUGGUUGUUCUUGAACGUCCGUAUACAUUGGAGGCAUUCCUAGAGAAAUUUCACACAUUCAUGCCUGUGGUCGCAGGCGACAGAGAGGCUAUAUACAAAAUUGCCUAUGAUUUCUGCGAGGACUGUAGGUCUCACAAUACAUUCUAUGUAGAGGCCCGCUAUUCGCCUCAAUUGCUGGCCAACAAAAUGACAAAUGGCGACAAACCACCAUACGCCGAAACAGAAGGGGAUAUAACUCCAAGAGAAGUUGUAAACAUCAUUUGUGACGCAUUUGAAAAAGGAUCAAAAGAUUUUGGGAUAAAAGUAAAAACGAUUCUCUGUUGCGUUGAAUAUAACCCAGAAUGGUCAAUGGAAGUGUUCGAGUUGUGUAAGGAGUUCAAAUCACGUGGUGUUGUUGCCAUUGACAUCGCCUGUGGGGAUUUGGCGCCUGGAGUUGAACACGAAGAAUUGCAUACAAGCGCCUUCAAGCUUGCUCGAGAGCAUGGUAUACACAGGACAGUCCAUGCAGGAGAGAACGGACCCGUGGAGGGCGUAAAACUGGCACUGGACGAGAUGCACGCGGAGAGAAUUGGCCAUGGCUACCGAGUCGUUGACGAUCCGGAGUUGUACGAACGCUGUCGGAGAGAGAAUGUUCACUUUGAGGUGUGCCCCCUGUCUAGUGUCAGAACUGGCUCUGUCACCGAGGAUCUGGACAAACACCCCCUCCACAAGUUUAUCGACGAUGAUGUGAACUUUUCGAUUAGUUCGGAUGACCCCAUCGUCCUUGACAAUGACCUCACUCAGGAUUAUGAGAUGGUUAUGAAAAUGGGACUGGACCAGGAUCACGUGAUCGCUACGAUAUUUCACGCUGCGCGGUCCUGUUUUGCGUCACCGGAAGAGAAGGAACAAAUUCUGAAGGAUCUGGUCCAAGUAUACGGAGACAAGUUUAUGAAGAUGUGAAACCGGAAGUAAAGAAAGACGAAAUCUUUGUUUAGUACAGAAUUUCCAUUAAGCUGAAGUCAAUCUGAUAUACUUGUAACUUUUUAUUGCAAAGUCAAACAUAUGUACUUGAAUUUUCGAUCUGGAUUUGAAAUUGAUAACCUAAUGACUCUAUUUUCCUUUUUUUUGUUUGACAAGAUAUAUGUAGACAAAAUCUGUCUAUUGAAGAUGAUUUUAUUUCUUUUCAUAUAAAACUGCACUUAAUGAAAAGAAAAGUUCAUCGAUGUUCAGUUCACUUGAUUCGUUGUUUUCCAAGGUUCUUGAAUCAUAUUGAAUAAAAACUACAUAAAAGAUGC